Molecule: messenger RNA, 1671 nt
Organism: Dictyostelium purpureum
Lineage: Eukaryota; Evosea; Eumycetozoa; Dictyosteliales; Dictyosteliaceae
Exons: 1
Coding region: 1-1671 (556 amino acids)
Biological process (GO): glyoxylate cycle
Cellular component (GO): cytoplasm; peroxisomal matrix
Molecular function (GO): malate synthase activity
Source: RefSeq, a predicted model, not a curated record
AUGAUAAAGGAUAUUAAAUUAUUAAAUAAUGAAUCAAUUAAUAAAAAAGAAUUUAAUAAUUUAAUAACAAAUGAAUUAUUAGAAUUUUUAAAGAUUUUACACAGAGAAUUCGAAAGUAGAAGACAACAAUUAUUAAAAGAUAGAGUUGUGAUUCAAUCAUCGAUUGUAACCAACUAUUUGGAAACUAAGAAAUCAACAACAUCAAAUCAAUCAAUUCAAUUAAAAAGACCAAGGGAAACUUUAGAGAUAAGAAAUGAUCCAACAUGGAAAGUUAGAGAAAUACCAGAGAUUUUAAAAGAUAGAAAGGUUGAUAUUGUAUGUUUGGAUGUAUCAGACUAUGAAGCAUUAAAGAGAUGUGUAUUAUCAGGUGCAAAUGGUAUCCAAGUUGAUUUUGAUGAUGGCUAUUCACCAUCGUGGUUAAAUGGUUUAAAAGCUCAAAAGAACAUUUAUGACAUCGUUAGAGAUCCCCAAUUAAAUACUCCAGAGUCUGCUUUACUCCUAGUUCGUCCAAGAUCAUUAAAUUUAGAUGAAAUGCAUAUACUGAUUGAUGGUAAACCAUUAUCUGGUACAAUUUUUGACAUGGCUACUUUUCUCUUUCACAAUGCACAAAAACUAUCUGAAUCUGGUCGUGGUCCAUUCUUUUAUAUUCCAAAGAUCGAGAACUAUAAAGAAGCAAUAUUUUGGAAUGAUCUUUUAUCAAAAUGCGAACAGUUACUUUCAAUUACUCCAUUCAGUUGCAAAUCUAUAGUUUUAAUCGAAAAUGUUUUGGCAUCCCAUGAAAUGGAGGAAAUUAUUUAUUAUCUUCGUGACUAUGUUAUUGCUUUAAAUACUGGUCGUUGGGACUAUAUUUUUUCAUAUAUCAAAAAGCUAUCAGAGUUUCCACAAUAUAACAUACCACAAAAAUCAAAAUUGGGAUUCAAUCAAGAUUUCCUCAACUCUUAUUAUCGUCUCUUGGCAAUGGUAGCCCAUAGAAGAGGAUGUCUUGCAACAGGAGGUAUGGCACCACAAUCACCUUCAACCCCAACAGGAACUCUAAGUGAUAAAGAACUCUUAUCAGUUUUUAAUGGUAAAAGAGAUGAAGCCAAAAUGGGAUUUGAUGGUGCUUUAGUUGCUCAUUUCAGCUCAGUUAGUCCAUGCCGUGAUGCCUUCAAACAAAUAAUUGGAAACAACCAUUUAAACCAUCUCACAAAUUUCCGUCACUUAAACUACACCCCUUUAGAAGCAGCCAACCACUAUUCAAAACUUUUAGAAACCUGCCAAUCCACUUUAAACGAACAAUUAAUUGCAAAUGUAUCCAUUAACGAUGUUAAAUCUUGUUUAAAAGUUUUAUAUAUCUAUAUAUACAACUGGAUUUUCAAAUUCAAAGGUGCAGUAAAUGUUGACGGUGUUGUUGAGGAUUUAGCAACUUCAGAAAUUAAUAGGGUUCUUUUAUGGAAAUGGUUAAAAUAUGGUGUUGAAAUAAAGGAAGAAAAUAACAGUCCAUUAACCAUUGAUUUAAUUUUAAAGCUAUUAACCGACAGUCAAUCAUUAGUUAAUGGCAAUACUCCUCAAAAACACUCAACAGUUAUUAAAAUCAUUUUAAUUUUUUUAACAACAAACCAACUCAUCGAUUUUAUGCCUUCAAUUUUAUAUCCCUAUAUUUUAGAUUUAAAUUUAUUAUCAAAACAAUAA